UUUAUUUUAAUUGUAGAUAUUUAAGUCUUUUAUGGUACAAACUACAUUUUUCUCUCUCUCUCUUUCAUUAUAAAAUAUCUCAAUUCCAUCAACAUUAAUCACAUGUAUUAAACAUUGUACAUUGGGUCAUGCUAUUCCAUUUGUGUCACUAGCAGUUGAUGAGUUGCAUGAGGAACAAAAAAAUGUCCUAUGUAUUUUCGAAGCUCAAAGUUAUUAAUUUAAGUGUUCUUGUUAACAUGAUAUAUGAUAAAAUACUUUUAGAGUAACAUUUAUUUUUUUAAAAAUCAUGACUACGAAUUUCGAGUGGCACGGCUUAAUGGUUAGCAUUGUCGCCUCAAAGCAAGAAGGUGACUGGUUUAAGUCCCAGCUGGGUCAGUUGUCAUUUAUGUGUGGAGUUUGCAUGUUCUCCCUGUGUUUGCAUGGGUUUCCUCCAGGUGCUCAGGUUUUUCUCCACAGUUCAAAAACAUGCGCUAUAGGUGAAUUGAAUAAACUAAAUUUACCGUAGUGUGUGUGUGUAAAGGCAACCGUGUAUAGAAGUUUGCUAGUACUGGGUUGCGGCUGGAAGGGCAUUCGCUGUGUAAAACAUAUGCUGGAAUGGUUGGCAGUUCAUUACACUGUGGUGACCCCUGAUAAAUAAGGAACUAUGUCGGAGGAAAAUUGAGUAACAAAUCUCACAUCCGUGUUGACUAACAUUAAUUUUUUUUUUUCAAAUUUUUAGCAUUUUAAUUCACCAUCGUAAUUUUAGAGCUAGUAUUUGAAUGAUUCUCUAGCGUAAAGUCUAAAGUGAUGACAAAACAGGUGAUUUUGCUCACAUUUUAAGAUUAUAAGGCUGAACUGCAUGAAAUGCCAUCAGUCUAGAGACAUUUCCCAGUAUUUCUCUGUUGCAAUCUGGAUAUCACAAUAAUAAACCCUGAAAAAGCCAAAGUAACGCAAUCACUACCAGAUUACUGUUGUGUUUGCAAUAAGGAAAAACGCUAAACACAUGCAUGCUUUCUUUCACAUUCUUCUUUCUUUUUACUGAACUCCCAUACACUCUCAUUCCCACACAUACACUAUGGACAAUUUAGCUUAUUCAAUUCACCUAUAGCACAUGUCUUUGGACUUGUGGGGGAAACCCACGCAAACACAGGGAGAACAUGAUAACUCUACACAGAAAUGCCUGCUGACCCAACCCAGCAAUGCCAACUGACCUUCUUGCUGUAAGGCAAUCGUGCUACCCACUGCGCCUCUGUGGCGAUAUUUGGGAAAAAUAUUACAUUUUUUAAUUUUUGUAAUGAACAAAAAAAAAAAAAAAAAAAAUCUGAAAUUGUUUAAAGAUUUUAGUUUGUUAUAUAAAAACAAUAUUUUGUUAAAUUAAAUCUUUCUAUUCCUAAAGAUGAAUGUCACACAAUGAAUGAAACUGUUUAAUAAAACAGUUCAUUUAAACUGUACACGCACCAAAAUAUGAUCUAUUUUCACUGAAAAUAGAUCGAAAUAUGAUUUUUCAAAUGGGGUGUACUCAUUUAUGACGUGCACUGUAUGUAAUAAAAUAUAUAAAAAGACUAUAAAACAUACUAGAAAAAGUCGUUUCUAACUUACUCAACUAUGUUCCUUCCUACAGAGAAACAAUGUGAUAAUUUCCAAUCUGGAUUUGAAAGCAUUUCAUACCACAGAAACAGCACUCUUUCAGAAGUUAUAAUACUAAUAACAAGUUAUUUGAAGGGUCUCCGUAGGGGUGCACGUCAACCGCCUGAAGGUGUUACCAAUGUACAACUGUCCAAUAAGAGGACCUGUAACAAAGGAUGGGGCAACGUCUGUUUUGAUUGGCUACGAAGCCGAGCUGGGACGAUGGAUGCGCCCUGGCGAAUGCGGUCUGACAUUCAUACUCAGCAAAACGUUCACGCGCAUCGCGUGAUUCAGAGGAUUACAGAACAUACGCAUCUGCUUCCUUUCAGAAAAAAAUAUUUGUGAGUUAUCCUGACGCGUACUUUAUCAGUACGUUGUUAUAUUUACUGGCUUUGAAAGGUCCGGAGUUUCUUGUUUAAAGUCAUACUGUACAUCACCUGUUUCCGGGUAAUUCAACGAUCCCCGAAACAUGGAUUUCAUUCUCGGUGGCGUCGCUGCGUGUGGUGCCUGCUUCUUUACAAACCCACUGGAGGUUGUGAAAACUAGAAUGCAAUUGCAAGGAGAGCUGAAAAGUCGAGGAACAUACCAGGUGUAUUACAGGAAUGUAUUUCACGCCUUUUACACGAUAGGCAAAAUAGAUGGACUGGCUGGUCUGCAGAAAGGUUUGGUCCCCGGUUUGGUUUAUCAGUUUUUUAUGAAUGGAAUCCGGCUUGGUUCGUACGCCAUCACCGAGUCCUUGGGCUACAUUCACACGGACGGAAGGGUUAGCGCUACGAAGAGCACAGUGUCUGGGGCAAUUGCUGGUGUUGUGGGCGCUGUAAUGGGCAGCCCGAUUUACCUAGUAAAAACACAUCUUCAGUGUCAAUCCACUUCCUCUAUUGCAGUUGGACACCAGUAUAAGCACAGGGGAAUGACAAAUGCUCUAUUGGCCAUCCACAAACAGCACGGAAUUUUGGGCUUGUGGAGGGGAGCAAGCGCAGCGAUCCCAAGGGUUAGUGUGGGAUCAGCUGCUCAGCUCGCUACUUUCUCUGCCUCUAAAGAGCUGGUCAAUGACUUGCAGGUGUUCUCUGAGGGCAGCUGGUUAAUUGCUCUCAGUGCCGGUAUGAUUAGUAGCGUAGUGGUUGUACUAGCUAUGACACCUUUUGAUGUGGUCAGUACUCGACUCUACAACCAGCCUGUGGACCAUCUUGGCAAGGGGAUAUUGUACAGAGGUUUUGUGGACUGUUUCUCUAAGACACUGAAGAAGGAAGGUAUGACUGGUUUGUAUAAAGGCCUCGGAGCAUCCUACUUCCGCCUCGGACCUCAUACCAUCCUUUCUCUGCUUUUCUGGAACGAGCUUCGCUAUUUGUACCAAAGCUACAGCUAGUGUUUCCCUAUUGCCUGCAUCAGUAAAAUAUCAACUGACUUUAUCUAACUUAUGGAUUAAGGUCCAAAAAACCCUUGCUAUAUUGUUAAUGUAAUUCAGGCAUGUGAGCAGCUGAGGACAAAAAAGGAGGAAGAAGAGACGAGGAAAAUAUCAUAUAUCGCUAAAAAGAGUUUAUCAGUUUCACAUUCCCUUCGGCUUAAUCCCAGCUUUUUAGUGGUUUUAACUAAUUAUAAAAUAUAUUUUCAUAAAUUUGUAAUAUCUAAACUUACGACACUUUAAGGUAUUAAAUGUCAGGUGCUAGCCUGUAGAACUGAAUAAAUGAAAACAUAAGGACAGAUGACUUGUAAAGGAUAAUAACAAAUGUGCGUCAUGUGGCUUUAUUUAUAAUACUAUGGCAGUAUUACAAUGACAAAUGUGGUGAACGCAGUAUUCAGGGGCAUGUAAUACAAGCAUUCAAAUCUUGUUGUGCAAAUCUCGUGCCAAUUUCCACUGCUCGUGUGAAAAACUGCUCGUGCACUCAAAUAUAUGCAGCUCACGUGCAAAACUUCAUGUGUGCGCUCAAAUAUACGCUGCUCAUGCACAAA
This is a messenger RNA of Danio aesculapii, 3555 nucleotides long. It is a transcript of the gene slc25a35, whose product is annotated as solute carrier family 25 member 35. NCBI's taxonomy places the organism in Eukaryota, Metazoa, Chordata, Actinopteri, Cypriniformes, Danionidae. The coding region runs from base 2075 to 2971 and encodes 298 amino acids. The transcript has 5 exons. The record is from RefSeq and is a predicted model, not a curated record.